Molecule: messenger RNA, 12650 nt
Organism: Rana temporaria (common frog)
Lineage: Eukaryota; Metazoa; Chordata; Amphibia; Anura; Ranidae
Gene: SZT2
Product: SZT2 subunit of KICSTOR complex
Exons: 74
Coding region: 93-10817 (3574 amino acids)
Cellular component (GO): peroxisome
Source: RefSeq, a predicted model, not a curated record
GGGAGGGGCUACGGAGUCCCCGUGAGGAAGAGCGGAGACCACGCCUCCAGAGCGGAGAACCCCGGAGAGAGGGGGGGCGGGGAGAACCGGGGAUGGCGGAGAAAGGCGACUGUGAGCUGGAAGAAGCCGGACAGGUGUUCCUGCUCAUGAAGAAAGAUUACCGAAUCUCCCGGAACGUUCGCUUGGCUUGGUUCCUGUCAAACCUCUAUCAGCCCAUCUCUUCAGUUCCCGAAUCGGAGCAGGUCUUACAUGACGAUGAAUUGGAAGUGGUCAGUGUCCUACCUCAUGGAUGGCAGCCCGACGAGCCUGUCCGCCCCGGCCCUUUCCUCCUCGUGCCAUCAACGUGGGUGACUUUUCUUGCACGCCGAUACCGAUUUGUCAUUGAACUGGAUCUCAGUCCCUCUACAGGAAUUGUGGAUGACUCCACAGAAGAAAUCAUCUUUGAUGAGAUCUUCUAUUCCCUGUCGCGCUGUCUGCUGGGGCUUCUCAGGCCGUUCCUCAUCCCCGGAUCCAACGUGGUGUUUCAGCCAGAGAUCUAUGUUACAAUUCAGGCCUAUUCUUCCAUUAUCGGUCUGCAGAGUCAUCAGGUUCUGGUCCAGGGUUGUCGCCUGGAGGAGCAGAAGCUGCCGGCCUUUCUCCAGCAUGUCCAACUGCAGCUGGGCGCCUUCGAGAAUAAGAUCGCCGAGAUGCUUCAACAGCAGUAUCGACCGCUCACUCAGGACUGCCUACCUCAAUAUGCAAACCAACAGCCAGGCAGAAAGAUGGGCGUUUCCAUGGUGACGGCGGAUAUUGGGCUGGUCAGUAUGAUCCGGCAGGGUGUCCUGGCCUUGCAGCUACUGCCGGCCAACUCCAGUGCAGGCAUCAUUGUCAUCACAGACGGCGUCACCAGCGUCCCAGAUAUCGCGGUGUGCGAAACGUUGCUCAACCAGCUGCGCAGCGGCACCAUCGCUUGCUCCUUUGUUCAGGUUGGCGGGGUGUAUUCUUACGACUGCAGUUUUGGCUACGUCCCGAACGUAGAGCUGAUGAAGUUCAUCGCCAUGGCGACCUUAGGAUCCUACCUCUCCUCUUGUCCUGAACUAGAGACCGGACAGAGGGACAUGAACGUCUAUCACAAGGCAUUCUUGCUCUAUUCUUUUAUGCGCACCGGCGAAGCUCUGAAUCCAGAGUAUUACUGCGGAUCGCAGCACAAAUUGUUCAAUGAACACUUGGUAUCAGCCAGCAGUAACCCAGCGCUUGCCACACGUCGGAGGAAGCACGCGGAGAAGGAAGUGCAUGCGGGAAUCAUCAGUGUUGUCUCUGUGCGGCUCAGGGAAGGAUACAGCAUCCGGGAAAUCCGCAUUGCCAAAGCUUCGUUGGAGGUAAAACUGGUUCUACUCUGGAAACACAACAUGCGUGUUGAGUACCUGGCAGUGGCCCCCUGGCCCCUGGACCCCUCCAAGCGGAGCACCAGGGUAGAGGUAGUCAUGGAAGGGAGCUACGACAUACUACAUGAUAUCAGCUGCACACUGAAGAAGCCCAUCACCAGUAUGUACAGAACCAGCGUGAUCCGGCGAUUCUGGAACACUUUACAGAGUAUCAGCCAGACAGAUCAGAUGUUGGUACACUUGAAAUCAUUUGAUAGCGUUCCAGAACAUUUUAAAAUCCCAGAAAGCACCAAGAAUGGAGUCCCCCUGUUCUACAUCCCUCCUGGAUCCACCACACCAGUAUUGUCCCUGCAGCACAGUGACUCGGACUCCAGCCAUUCCCAGUUUGCCUCCUACUGGAAGCCGAUCCUUUCCAUGGAUGCCAAUGUGUGGCAACGCUGGCUUCACGUUCACCGCAUCGUGCUGCUUUUGGAGCAUGACAUGCCUCUCCCGAAGCACCUCCAUACCCCGGGGAACAACGGGCGCUACAGCACGGUUCAGUGCCGCAUCUCGCACACGGCCCUCACCUCCCUCCUGCGGGACUGGAGCAGCUUUGUGCUGGUGGAGGGUUACUCCUAUGUCAAGCUAAUGUUGAGUGACGCCGGUCAGACGCCUUCUUCCUUCUGUGUGGGGCGGAUUAUCUGGAAAGCCCCGUGCAUGGUCCUCCGGCUGGGAUUUCCUCUGGGGACGCCGGCAAAUUGCAGAAAUAAGAAGGUGGAAGAGCUGAAGGACCUCAUCCUGCAGCUGCGAUUCCCUUACAGGGUGCUGAGUAAAGACAGCACCCCGCGGGUGAAAAGGAAGAUCUUUGGCAUCAGCUCGCCCUCCAAGUCGCCUCCUCCGCAAGUGCCUCCUCCAGCCUUCUCAGACCGCUCCUGCCUCGUUCUGCUGCACAAACCCCUGGAGAAGCUUCUCAUUAAGUAUGACAAGCUACCUCUGGACUACAGAACACCAUUCAUUCUGAACCUGGAGAGUCCCACCCAGCACACUUCAGUAUCGGGGCCCUCCAUUACCAACCGCUCCGCUUCUUCCUCCCUGGCUUCCCUCUCCCGCUACUUCUACCAUCAGAGGUGGAUCUGGUCUGUGCAGUCAGGUCUGACCACGUCGGUGCCCACCACUGCUAUGGCACAGAUCCUCUCCACUCUGACAGAGAUAAGGCUAUCAGAAGGGUUCCAUUUUGCCUCCAGUGGAGAAGGAAUUAUUAAUAUGGUAUUAGAGGUCCCCAUUCAGAGCGAUUGUUUAGGAGAGAACAGUAUAGAGAAGCACAGCUGUGUUAUUCAGUACAUUCUCUUUCCUCCGUAUAUCACCUCAACCAAGGACAGCUUCUCCACCGAUGAGGAUAACGACACCGAGGUGGAAGCCAUAGAACAGGACACGGAGCUGCACCUCGUCUCCGAGUGUUGGGUGGAGCCGCAGAGCGGCGUCGUAACGGGCACCUCCGAGAGCUGGAAGCACCUCCACGGCCUUAUGUACUCUGAGAUUCCACAAGCGUUGUUUCCCAGAGAUCAGAGCUGCAUCAACAUCAUGCUAACGUUCGAGUAUAUAGUACAACUUUGCCAGAACAAAGAUGGCGGAUCUCCAAUCCUGACUAAAGCGGAGCGGACAGAACCCGGUAAUAGUGGCGGCCUGUGCAUCCGGGAGGUGCCGUUCCACUUCGAUCUGAUGAAGCUGCUACCCAAAUGCCAACAGAUUGAGCUUUUCUUCCUGACGCUGAGCCGGGCUGAGCCUGACAAUGCACCACCAGAUUCCUCUCUGCCCAAUGAUAUGCUGCUUAGCUUGUUUCACGGCUGUCUGCAGAGUGACGUCAAUGAUCAGGAGAUCCCUCUCUAUGAGCAAGACCACCAAACAUUCAUGGAUCAGGUUCUCCAGCGUGACCGCGAUGGACACCCCGCCCCUUUCUCCUCUACCCAAGAGGACCUCAUGAGACAAUCCUCCACUUCAGAGCCUGGGGGCUCCAUCCCCUUACAUCAGAAUGGUCUACGAGGGGCUUCCAACUCUUCAGGCACCCUACAGAUCCCCUGUCCGACAGAAGAGACAGAUGAUGGCAGAACCUUAACCGAUGGAAUAGGGCCACAGUGGAGGUGCUAUGCUCGACUAGUGAACCAGCAACACCUUCUGCUGACCUUCCUUCCGGCCACUUUUUCUGAUGUCCAGAAGUUGAUGAUCCCUCCAGAUUUCUCCUCGUCCACAGAGGGAAGCUCACUGUGUAACUCUUUUCUGUCAGAGACCCUUCCAUCAGGAGCUGUGAUCCCCACACUGAGCAUCACCCCCGCAUCAGGCAAUGGGCAGGAGGCAGAACACAAGAAAGACCUGCACAUUUCCUUCAGCCGCCAGUCUUCCCUGCAGGAUUUGAGCUCCAGCCGUCGUCUGCGCUGUCCGGUCUACGUAUAUAACUGCUCGCUGGAGGCCUUACGGGAGCAGCUGGUCAGCCCCAGGCAACAGAGACUCUGCUGUGACAUCUUCUUCAGCGAGUUUAGACAAGAGUCAAUGUCGUGGGAAAUCUUCCAGGAGGUGCAGUCCAGGUCUCUGUCGCAAGAACGUCCGACGGCCAGUCCGUUCAUUCACCACCGACAAAAGGAACUGGUCAACCACUGCAACCUGCUGCAAGAGCACUAUCACCAGUGUUAUGUGAAAGGCAUGUUCAAAGCGCUUCAGCAGUCUCUCUGGGUGUCACACCAAGACCUCCUGACGGCGGUAGACUAUUGUGAAGAGCAGCUGCAGGAGGUCGAUAUCACCAACUUCCUGAUGACUCUGUGUGGCCAUCUCCGAGGCUUCCGAGAGACGCAGGGGUCUCCCCCCCGACCCUCUAUCAAUAAGGCCAGCUUCCGCAUCGGCAGCCUGGAGCAAGAAGAUGAGGUGGCGGCUAAGGACGGGUCUGUCCUGCACUCCGAGUCCAGUGUGGAUACAGAGGAGUGCGGAGAACAGGACCUCCAUGUGGCCUCCACCCCGGAACCCGGCGGCAUCUACCCGGAGCUGCAGCUGUCUGUCCUGGAAUCUGGACAUCCAUGUGAGGUGUCUCUGGACCUUCAUCGGGUCAUUCAGGAUAAAUUUCUGGCCAUUGGGAGUCUCCACUUUAAAACGGUGCCUUCAAACCCUCACUAUUUCUUCUACUGUCCGUCCUCCCAGAGGAGAGAGGAGAACGGCGCUCAUGACACAGGAGACCGGAAACCGAGCGACGACAUGGAGGUCUCCGAAGCAGAAGGCAACACAUCAGCCGGCGGCAUCGUUACGGAGAGUGACCCGGACCUGGAGGUGGAGUAUCGGGAACACUCGGAUAAUGCUGAAUCGCUGUCGGGAUCGGAGACCGUGAACCAGGAUGAUGAUUCCUUCAGCGUGUUGGGAGACUCUCUGAAUGGGCAAGACCUGCCGGAGCAUGAAAUGCCGCCGCUGUUUGUGCAUCUCAUCUGCUCGGUGACACACAAGCAUCAGCACGGCUCUAUGCCCGUACUGACACUGCCCACCUGCCUUGGUGAAGUUGUCGGAUGUCUUGAGAACAGCGAGACUCUACAAAGCAUCUCUCUGGGAGAUCUGAGCGUCAUGCUGGACAUAUAUGUGCUGACUUUACCGCUGGAGAUAGAGGGGGUGAAUGAGGACUCGCAGCAUACUCGGUAUACCUCUGAGAGCAGCGUUUCCUUUCCCCGCUCCCCCGCUCAGACAUCCUCAUAUCGCUCUGAUGAAGAGAUCCCACCUGCCUUGGAAAGAUUCCCAUCCAAUGUGGAGCAGAGAUAUUCAGCACUAUCCCGGCUCCCCGCAGAACACAGGCAAGCUAUAGAGGUCACGAUGAGUGAGAUCCGCUGGCUGCUUGAGGAUGAGCUGGUGUCGGCCUUGCGUCACGCCCGUGUAAUCAGCCGUUCCAUCUUACGAAAAGUUCUGUCCCACGUGUGCGAGUCGGAAGGGCGGCCGCACUGUAACCGGGAAUUGGUCCAGCUCCAGUUUGUGUUCGGACCAGAAAACUCCCUGCAGAAGUUUAAAGAGGAAUUCCGCCGACUGUCCCUGCUCGGCUACCAGCUCAACGAGGAAGAAGAAGACUAUUAUUAUGUCUCUUUAAGCCGACAUCACGCCCAACGGGCAGAGGACACUAGUGCGCAACGUUUGGGUGUGCAAGGACAUGCAGCCUGGCAGGAACCUGAUGUCGGCACAGCUAUGGAGAGUGUGGAUGACGAGCUGACAGGAAGUGGCCGUCCUCCCGAGGACAAGCCGGGGGCAGAGGAUACUGGGGAAUGGGCGCAGAGUGCCCUGGAGGUAUCGGACAGUGAGGUCUCCUCAGUCAUGUCGGGGAUGUCUGCAAUGGAACAAGGAGGAAAAUCUGCUCCCGACACGUCUCUGAGUGACAGGGGCCACGCUCCACCUAAGACCUCAUCAGAAGUCAGUCUGCCGGAGUCUGUACAGUCUGGGAACAUGAGCAGUGCAGCAGGAUCCCGGCAGCGUCCCAGUCGUGUGCAGAGCUUUGUGUCAAGUCAUGGCAGCAUGGACUCUGACCACUUAGGGUAUGAUGCAGGCAGCAGCGACUCGGAGUGCGAGGACGCCCUGAUCAGUGAGCAGGAUUCCCGAUGUCCGGUGAUGCCGAAAUUUUGGCUCAUUGUAAAGAUUCACCAGGACCGGGUGGAAGUGUGUACCCACGCCAGCGUCGGAGCAACGCAGGAGGUGGAGGAGCUCGGAGAGAGCCAGAGACUGCACCAGCUGGUGGUCAGGAAGGUCGGGGAGAUCUGCCGUGUGGUGAACCAGCGUCUGCUGCUGCAGGAUCUUCACGACACGCACUUGUGUAACACGCUGCUGGUGGCCGAGAGCGAGGAGGAUAUCUGGAAGAGUGAAAGUCCUUAUGCCACAUAUCGUCAGAGGAUGCUUGUGGGCGAAGAUUUCCCUGGAGAAGAGAGUUACCAGCCGCGAGAUUACCUGGCAGCCACUAUGCAGUUCAUUCCGGGACACUUCGCCUGCGAUACAGUAUGGAGCACCGUUAUACACAUCCACCCGCGCCUUAAAAUGGGGCCCAAUAUGGGGGUUUCCAGAGCCAUACAAUCCUUGCGCUCCGUGCUCAACGCUUUCUCCGUCGUCAACAGGAAGAACAUGUUUGUCUACCAGGAGCGUGCCACCAAAUCCGUUUUCUACCUCCGACUGUCUGAAACCUCCAGCACCGGGCGGCUGUGGGAUGCGGAUUUGUCGUUGUCUCGGUCCUUGGCUCUGUCUCGUAGUCAGGAACCAAUUUUCUCGGAAGAGGUGAUGGUGAGCAAUCAGGGAAGUCGCCUCUCUUUGGACCUGUCCUCCUCUCGAAGUACAGACUCAGCCAGGCCAGUGGGGCAGAUGGACAAACAUAUCUUACUGCAGGUUCAUGGAGUGGGCGAAGCAGGCUCGGAGAUCACCGAUGAUUUGGUGAAGGUCCUCCGGAAGCGUCUGGAUGAGGCCACGCUGGACAUCAUCACGGUUAUGCUGCAGAGGAAUUGUAAACUGACCCCUGCUGAUGUGGAGUUCAUCCAGCCCCGAGUAACACCUCCGACAGAAGUGCUGCUGUUCACCAUCCCUCAAUCAUCUCUACCGUGCCUCCAGGCCAUGGCCUUCUACCUGCGCCAGAAUUUGCUCAUCUUCCUCCAUACUCCCAAAUACACCGACAGCAACGGAGAACACCACUUCCAGCAUUAUUACCACAGCACCCUGCCGGAGCUGGACCUGUUCCUGUACAACAAGCCUGGGGGACAAGGCACAGGAGGGAAAGGUAUCGCCUGCAUAGCUCUCUCCUUCGUGGAUCAUCAUGGCGCCCUGGUGACGCAGGCGUAUGGCGAGCGGACUCAUCCAGCUCUUGUGUGCCCUUCUACAACAUCCCACCUACUAAGCGUCAGCACAUUCGAGUCUCUGACUAAAGUCAGCAAGUACACACAAGGCUCCACCGCUGACAGCUCGGCACCUCUGACCUUGGUCCGCUUUGACGUUUGGGAGAAGGGAAAUAUUAGCUCCUCUCAGUUAUCUGAGCGGCUCGCCAACUCGUUACGCCACGCGCUCUGCGAUGUCAUCAUUGAGUUCCACAUCCUGCAGAUGCCCCUGUGUGUGGACCUCGUCAGUCAACCAGAACAGGAAGUAGCCAUGAAUGGAAAGGGACCCUCCCAAUCACUGCCUGAUAUGAAGGGUUUGGACAAGUCAUCUAUUAAGUGCCGCCCCUCUCCAGUGACGCUUCCGCCAUCAACCGCCCCAUCCGGCACAGAUCCGAGUACCCCACCCAGCAAGACUGGGCGCCGGAGCUUCUGGGAUAUGCUGAGCAAACCCGACAAUGCGGAGUUGGGCCCCCCGAAAACCACAGAUGACAUUGUCAGCGAACGCACAGAGGAGCCGCGGACGAGGCGGAGACAUAAGACGGAGAGCCUUAAAGUGCCCAGUUAUCCAGAGCGGCCUGGGAUCAGCUUGGAACAUGCACAGAGGAAACGGCAGACGCAGCUAGAGGAGGGCGACAUCGGAACCUUGCACCCCUUGUAUAGUCACACCUGCCUGCAGUGGAUGAACUUUAUGAAUCAGCUCGGUUGUCCAUCUGUCCAGCUGUGUUCUGUACACACCAUUACCCGAUUCCUGCUUCCAUCCAUUCUGACCGAACUCUUCAAUAUCAUCACAUCCCUGGCCAGCGACACCAGCGUCCGAGUCUUUGAAAAAAACACUGGUCCUGAGGGUCCAGCCUUUGUGCCAUACUCCACCAGCCAGCACAGCCCGACUCGGCCUGCCGCAGCCCGCGAGAUGACCCUGCUGGGACGUAACUUCCGACAGUGGCGAUACAACACAGAGCAAGCGUGCACCUUUGAAGAAGAUGAUGAAUAUGAUGUGGAGGUGGAGAAGGAUGGGUAUGAUAAAAAUGAUGAUCAGGGCAGCCAGGUGACGAACUCUCAAAAAGGUUUCCAGCGGUUCGAAGCCAUGGAGCUCGGCUCAGCAGAGAGACCGCUGGAUUUAUCCACGUCAGUCCGGGGUUUGGUCCCCCGACAGAGAUUCCUGUUAAUUGAAAUACAAGACAAGAAGCUCACCCUCUACACCUACAACUGGGCUCCAGACUUGGGGGCGUCGCUGAGUCGUUCGCUGGUGCGUUUGAUCCAAUGGCAGAACGCGCGGGCGCAUGUGGUGCACUGCCUCCUGAACCAGAAGAUGGGGCUGUUCCAUCACUACUGCUUUACCGACACGCCGAUCCACGAGGACAACAAACAGGAUCCCAACCCGUUCCUCAAUUCCACCCUGGAGGUAGACGCCCUUAUCCGAAGCCCCACGCCUCCCCCAAACAAGGAACAGACUCGCCUGGGCACAUCGGGCCGCGGCCUCCCGUCCUUACACUACCCUCCAGACAUUGUGCCGUUCGAUGAGGUUCUUCGGGACGUCAUGCCGGUGAAACCCAUGCAUCUUUCCCCCGAGGUGGACACCGUGUCCCGACAUGGAACCCAGUUCUUGGAGAUUAAGAGCACCGAGAAAAGAGAGGUGGAGAAGCAGCUGAAGAUUGAAAACCUCUUUGUGACGUGGCAGCAGAGGUCCGCACAGUCCAAUAUGCCGAUCAGUGCGGCAGAUUUAGACACAUUGAAGCAAUCGGCCAGGAUGGUUCAUUACUGCGCCACCCCACUGCUGUUCGAUCCGUCGUUUCAAGUGCAGGUUCAGAACGACCAGAACCGGAGCGAAGGGAAGAAACGGCACCGAUCCAAUGACUCGGGGGCGUCGGGCAGAGACCGCAGUCACAGUUGCGAUUCUGCAGAUAUGCCUCCCAGCAGAGCGAGGGAUGAGCCCUGGCUCCAGGAACUGUGCACAGCAUUCAUGCAGCAAUACAUCCAAUACCUACAGAGUACCGGCUUCAUCCUCGUCCAGCUACGGCCCGCUUCUCCUGCCCGCAGCAUAGCGCGGAUCAGAGCGGUGCCCUCGCUGGCUCCGGAGAACAGAGUAUCCAAACCAAAGAGCGAGGGCAGUCCUAAGAGUACAACCCAUGCAGUUAUUACAUAUCACCUGCAGAGGGCGCUGCCUGGAGGCAUUGUACUGAUGGAGCUCUCCUUUCAGGGAUGCUAUUUCUGUGUGAAGCAGUAUGCUCUGGAAUGUUCCCGCAUACCAAUGGGCCAGUCUGUUAACUCACAGGGUGUCCUCUCCAUGCGAACCCAUUGCAGGAAUACCCCUGAAAGUGCCUCCGAGUCUGCGCUCUCCAUGCUCUUCACUGAGGAGUGCGACAAGGUGCGGGACCUAAUGCACGUCCAUUCCUUCAGCUACGACUUCCACCUGCGGGUGGUGCACCAGUACCUGCUGGGCUCCAACAUGUCUCUGCGCCAAGGCUACGAUCUCGCCAGCUUCCUGCAGCUCUUCAUUUCCCAGCACCCCGACAUCCCCAAGUAUGGACGCAACCACGUGUACCAGGACACGCUGUCCGUCCCUACCGAGAUCAUCGCCGCCCAUCAGCUGUAUAACUACAUCGCCGACCACGCCAACACCUAUCACAUGAAGCCGCUGAGGAUGGUUCGGCCCUCGGUGCUCGGGAGCAACGGAAAGAAGAGCGCCAGCGGAGAGCAGAAUGAGUACGGCUUGGUGUCCAUCUGGAACAGUUCCGGCUCGUACAAAGACACAGAGGGUGCCCGGCAUCACGAUGACUUUGAUGUAUCGUUAUUGGUGUGCCACAGCGCCGUGCCGUUUGAAGAGCAGACCGAUCAGGAGCGACACGUCCUAAGGCUGCGAUUUUACCUCAUCAUGACGAGCCAGCGCGAACUGUUCCCCCGCCUGACCGCCGACAUGCGGCGAUUCCGAAAGCCGCCCAGGCUGCAGCGGGACGCCGCCCAGGACUUGGACGACGCCUCGGAGCUCGGGAAGUUCCAGCGAAUGGAGAUGGAGAAUCAGGAGGACUCCCGGGGGGAGGGGGGGGAGGCCAACCCUCAUCUCUUCCCGCUGCUGGGGACGGAGGUGGGCACCGCCCAGAGGCAGCUGGUGGAGAUGGUUCAGCUGGCCAAGUGCCACUGCCGCCGGGACAAUCUGUGGAAACGCCUUUAUCUCAUGGAACCGCUCCCCUCCGACAAGAUGCGCCUGGGGAAGCUCAACUCCGGCGAGCUGAAGGAACUGUUGGACGCCGUGCAUGGGAGGAGCGUGGCCGAGAUCGACCCACAGCUGGAUUUUCUCCUUUCGAUGAGCGUUCCGUGGUAUCAGAGUCUUAUCAAGGUUCUACUAAACCGAUUUCCCCAGAGCUGCCGGCACUUCCACAGCCCAGAGAGCGGCACACAGUAUCUGGUGGUCCUCAAUCAGAAAUUCACAGACUGCUUUGUCCUGGUCUUCCUCGAUUCCCACUCUGGGAAAACAAGCCUAAAGGUGGUGUUCCGGGAGCCGUUUCCAGAGCAGCCGCAGAACAGCGACAGUCCGUUACCUCAGCUGGUCUCCACGUACCACCACCUGGAGUCCGUCAUCAAUACCGCCUGCUUCAAUCUGUGGAGUGGCCUUCUCUGACAUCGCCUUCCCGAACGUCCGCCAAUACUGUACCGCCAAUCAAGUCUUCUUACUGACACAUUGGAAUGCCAAAGCACAGGAUAUAGGGACGUUCUCCUGGAAAAGUGUGAGGUUUAUCCCUGAUAGGAGAUUCUUCUGUGAUGCACAGGUCCCUGCUCCAUAACUUCUACAGUACAAAGAACCACAUCCAAAGAACUGUUUAAUAAAGAAGCAUCACCACAACUUAAAAUCAUUGUUGAUUUCCCAGUUCUGAAAUGUGACUGCUUUGACCAAUAAAAGCACAUCUUUAUGUCUGUGCUCCACCCCAGACUGAAGCCCAAUUUAUGGGCAUUCCCUUGGGGGAGCUACAGCACUGUAGCCACCUCGCCCUCUCUGCGGUUUACAUGCUUUCUCCUUGUGUUGUGAUCCAAGCUGACCCCUCCCCCAAUGUAGUGAAUGAUGGCACGUGCACUAGUUCAGCAACAACAGCACAGAUCAGAAUGGGAUCAAGUACUACAUGCACUUUGUCCUUGGGAAAUUUAUCAACAAUUUUAAGUUGUGGUUCGAACUUCUAUGAAAUAAAACAAAUGCUGCAGGUAUGAGAUACACUGAGACUAGACCUACAGCUACCUCCCAAAACCUUGUUACCACCAAACCUGACAGAUAAAGCCGACAUCUCUAGGCUGUUAAGGAACUUGCCGCUAAGCCCUGUCCUGCACAUUCCUAUUGAUGCAUCACUAUGGCGAGGAACCUUACUAGUCAUCAGAAAUGUACAGGGGGGGCAGGCUUUUGCAUCACCAGGAUCUGGUCUUGCAAGGGAAGUUUGGGAGGCUGCUCUAGGUGCCUUCACGUUAUACCUGCAGCAGCUUUUUAUUUAUUUUUUAUAAUUUAUGUAUGAGCCCUUUAUUUGACAUUGGCCACUCUGAGACAGAUAGAAGAAGGCUUUUGUCCUUUACAUUGUUCAGGCAGAACCUCUUCACAACCAGAUCUGUGCCAGUGCUGCUGAUUUCAGCUAAGGGUUCAGACCGUAUACAGCUCUGAGCUCUGCUGUUGAAGUUGGUGGGCUGAAGGCAAUCAAGCGUUGAUGGGCUGAAGGCUCUCAAGCGUUGGUGGGCUGAAGGCUCUCAAGCGUUGGUGGGCUGAAGGCUCUCAAGCGUUGGUGGGCUGAAGGCUCUCAAGCGUUGGUGGGCUGAAGGCUCUCAAGCGUUGGUGGGCUGAAGGCUCUCAAGCGUUGGUGGGCUGAAGGCUCUCAAGCAUUGAACACCCCUCUCUACAAAUGAGAAGAGCUUUAAAAGUAGCCUAUCAGAUUACGCAGGCUUUCCUUCUGAAAAUGCUAGGUGCUCGGCUUUCAAGCUUAUUCAGUGACCCUUUUUCUGAGGUACUCACCUAGAAUAUUUAUGCAGUCUAAUCUGCAUGCUUUUUCCAAGUCAAUGAGUAAAAGUACUGACGUCAGAGAGAGCCAGGCAAUUGGCAUUCUUAGGAGGUCAGCAAUGGCGGCCUUCAUGUUUCUCACAGAAGGAGUUUCCUUUUACUCUUCCCAAGAGCUGCAUCACAGGACCAAGUGUUAAAGGUUAAGCCAAUGAGAUGCCAAUUCAUUUUUUAGAGAGUCAGACACUUCUCCGCCGGUCCUGGCUCCGCUACUCGCUGCUAACCAUCCGUGAUACUCCACAGAAUCUGGAUAGAGGCUAAAAGACACCACGGACAUCACUCAACCAGACUUCCUGUUACAAACUGUUUUAUUUUAAUCCUGAAGACAUUGCUGAAUUUAAUUAUCAGAUGUAAAAUUUUAUGUAAAUGUCCUGUAAAUCUGAUAGAAUAUUCUAAUUAUUUGAAUAAACGAGUAUCUUCUAUGUA